Molecule: messenger RNA, 765 nt
Organism: Diatraea saccharalis (sugarcane borer)
Lineage: Eukaryota; Metazoa; Arthropoda; Insecta; Lepidoptera; Crambidae
Source: the annotation of a GenBank genome assembly
AUGGAUAUGGUAUGUAAUUUUCGUAAAUGCAGACGUUCUCUUUCACAUCAAGCUUGGGUGACAACUUGUUCACAUGCAUUUUGUGUAGAACACGGUAAGAGAGAGUUCAAGAGAAAUGCUGAUAAUUCACUGACAUGUCCUGCUUGUGGAAACGAAUUGCGAGAUAAAUUUGAUGUGAUUCAAGCAGAUCUUAAACCGAGUGAAACGUUCAAAUCUAUAGUGUUAGCCGGAUUGAAACCAGACACGGUCAUGGAUGUCGCCAUGCGUGCUAUGUCAUUUUGGUCAUACCAAGUAGAACAAGAGACUCUCUACCAAGAAAGUAUGGCGAAACAUGCACAUGAAAAACUUCAGUGCUUGGAAGAAAUCAAUACUUUAAACUUACAAAAGCUUAAAGCUGAAUUAGACAAUUGUAAACGAAAAGUUGUCUCUUUGCAGACUGAAUAUAACAAAAAACGAAAGCAGGCAGAGGAGCUCACUGCUAGUUUAGAAGAAAAGAAUAGAAAAAUCCAAAAGUUGACAUAUCAACUUGAAACCCAUAAACGGAAAGAUAUUAGGGAUAGUUUUGAUUGUAAUAAUCAAGAAAAGUGCUUAGAUAUUUCAGAUUUAGUGGGCAAGAGAGCAGUUUCUGAAGCUUUCGUAUUUAGACCCACGAAAGAAGCCGAUAACUCUCAUCCUAAGAUAUGUUCACCGAAAACACCUAUGUUCGAUUUUCGCAAUAAAAGUAGACAGAAACCUCAUUUCCGAUUUCACCCCGUACCUUCGUAA